Molecule: messenger RNA, 1597 nt
Organism: Zea mays
Lineage: Eukaryota; Viridiplantae; Streptophyta; Magnoliopsida; Poales; Poaceae
Exons: 13
Coding region: 86-1396 (436 amino acids)
Source: RefSeq, a predicted model, not a curated record
ACUCGUUCUGCGGUCAGAGUCAGAACGGCCUAGGCGCUAGCGAUAAGCCCCGCCCACCGCGCGCGCGCCGCGGCACCGUACCGGGAUGGGCGCCAUAGGCAUCGUCGUCAGAGCGUGCGCGCCUCUCGCUCCCGCCGCCGCGGCCGCGCCGGCACCCUCCGGCUCCAGCUCCAGGGACGCCGCUCAGGCCCAGCGGUGGAGCAAGCCCACGAGGACCGGCCGCGUGCUCGUGCUCGGCGGCACUGGCCGUGUCGGAGGAUCCACGGCCACCGCACUCUCCAAACUCCGCCCUGACCUCGGCAUCCUCGUCGGUGGCAGAAACCGCUUUGACAGGGAGAAAGGCGAGUCCAUUGCAGCCAAGCUUGGGGGCCAAUCUGAGUUCGUCCAGGUCGACACCCGCAACGCAGGCAUGUUGGAGGAAGCGCUGCAGGGUGUGGAUUUGGUUGUCCAUACUGCUGGACCUUUCCAGAGGGCGGAGGAGUGCACCGUAUUGCAGGCGGCGAUAUCUACUAAGACACCAUACAUUGAUGUCUGCGAUGACACGGACUAUUCUUGGAGAGCAAAGGGCUUCCAUGAGCAAGCAAAAGCUGCCGGUGUUCCAGCUAUUACUACUGCUGGCAUCUAUCCAGGAGUUAGCAAUGUGAUGGCUGCUGAGCUUGUACAUGCUGCCAGAAGUGAAAAUGGCGAACCUGAAAGACUAAGAUUCUUCUACUAUACUGCAGGUACUGGUGGUGCUGGUCCAACAAUUCUGACAACAAGUUUUCUACUUCUUGGGGAGGAUGUGAUUGCAUAUAACAAGGGAGAAGAAAUCAAAUUGAAGCCCUAUAGUGGAGCUCUGAACAUUGAUUUUGGAAAGGGGGUCAGAAAGAAAAAUGUCUACUUAUUGAAUUUGCCUGAAGUCAAGAGUGCUUUCAAGAUAUUAGGUGUGCCAACUGUUAGUGCUCGAUUUGGUACUGCUCCUUUCUUCUGGAAUUGGGGAAUGCAGGCUUUCGCAAACUUUUUACCUGUUGAGUUCUUGAGGGAUAGAAAUAAAGUUCAGAAGUUGGUUCAGUCUGUUGAUCCUUUGGUUCGAGCCGUUGAUGGUAUUGCAGGAGAGCAUGUCUCUAUGAGAGUAGAUUUGGACUGCUCAAAUGGUCGGAAUACUAUUGGAUUAUUUACUCAUAAAAAACUAUCUGUAUCGGUGGGAUUUGCAACCGCUGCAUUUGCUUUAGCAGUUCUUGAGGGCAACACACAACCAGGAGUUUGGUUUCCGGAAGAGCCGGAGGGAAUACGGAUAGAAGCAAGGAAGCUGCUUCUUGAGCGUGCAUCUCAAGGGACAAGUACCUUCGUGAUGAACAAGCCUUCCUGGAUGGUAGAAACUGAUCCGAAGGAAGUCGGCCUAGGAAUUUUUGUGUGAGAAGAUCGAGUUGCUUAAAUUAUUGGGGUGCUUGAAAAGGGCAGCUAAAUCUUGGGAGUAGUUUACCAUCCGCGAGAAGUUGAAUGCGGCAACCAGCAGCAUGUUGAAGUCCUUGCGCUAUUUUGUUUUUGAAAGGGUUGUAUAUGAACCAUGAUGAUUAUGAAGAAAAAGAAUACAGGUCAGUUACACGAUUUUGUUCAC